UUCACAAUUUGUCUUCAAAUUUUUCCUUUUCUACAAAUUUGUGCAAGCAAAUGGUAUGGUAGGCCAAUAUGUUUUGCAUAAUAAACAAGGCAAACCAUGUGAGAAAUUGCCAACUUCUUCACCUGAUGUUUUCUAUCCCUCUUUACUUUCCUACUUAUCCAUGAUCCAAUCCUUGACAAAAUUUCUAUAUAUAGACACACACACACACACACACACACACAUACAACACUCAUUCAAAGCCAAGCACAUAAACAAGUACCAUAACAAGUCCUUUGAAAUCCAUUUCAAAAGGCAAUUCAAACCAGAGUCUCUACUUCCUUGUUCUAAAAUCAUACAGAGAUGGGAGUCCACUUGACAGGAAUAGCAAAUGCAAAGCAAAAGCUGCAGAGAACUUUCACGGCAAAACAGGGGAUUGGAUCGACAGUGACGAAUGUUCCUAAAGGGCAUUUUGCAGUGUACGUAGGCGAAAUGCAGAAGAAGAGAUUUGUGAUUCCGAUAUCGUACCUGAAUCAUCCAUUGUUCAAGGAUUUGCUGAACCUUGCGGAAGAGGAAUUUGGAUUCGAUCAUCCAAUGGGCGGCCUCACCAUUCCUUGUACCGAAGAUUACUUCAUCACCUUAACUUCUGCCCUAAAUUGUUCGUAGAUUUGCAAUCCCCUUCUUCUUCAUCCCAAAUCCGACACUUCUCUGGUUCGAUUUUUAUUAACAUGAGAGAUUCAAUCAAAGCCG
Molecule: messenger RNA, 726 nt
Organism: Cucurbita pepo subsp. pepo (vegetable marrow)
Lineage: Eukaryota; Viridiplantae; Streptophyta; Magnoliopsida; Cucurbitales; Cucurbitaceae
Product: auxin-induced protein 15A-like
Biological process (GO): response to auxin
Source: RefSeq, a predicted model, not a curated record